This is a messenger RNA of Erythranthe guttata (spotted monkey flower), 873 nucleotides long. Lineage: Eukaryota; Viridiplantae; Streptophyta; Magnoliopsida; Lamiales; Phrymaceae. The record is from RefSeq and is a predicted model, not a curated record.
AUGGUAAAAGUCUACGUAAUUACGACGGAUGACACAAUAAACAUAUUGGUCUUAGAUGAACUGGAUUACGACGGUUUGAAUUGGGUAAAGAACUUCAAUGUCCGUUCCAAGGGAGAGAUUGUAAUUAAUGUUGCAUCGAGUGGUAUAGCAUCGCUAUUACUCCUCGGUGGAAGAACAACUCAUUCUCGAUUUGGACUUCCCAUAAAUGUACACGAACCUUCCACCCGCAGCAUAACGCAACAAAGUCGAGAGGUGGAGUUGAUGAUUAGGGCUAAGCUUAUUAUGUGUAACGAGGCUCCUAUGAUGCAUAUAAACUGUUUUGAAGCGCUUGACAAGACAAUGAAGUCAAUAUUACAGGUAGACAAACCGUUUGGAGGUAAGAUGGUUGUUCUUGGAGGAGAUUUUAGGCAAAUUUUACCAGUUGUACUCAAAGCAUCAAGGGAACAAAAUGAUGAUGAAGCUUCGCUAGAGAUUCCCGAGAACAUGUUGAUUGGUGAUUCAGAAGAUCCAUUCAGAGACCUACUGAACUUCGUCUAUCCCGAUUUGUUGAGUAGCAUGUAUGAUCCAGAUUAUUUUCAAGGGAGGACAAUUCUUGCCCCAACUAAUGAAUGCGUCAAGUCUGUGAACGAUCACUUAAUGUCUCUUCUUCUAGGUGAGGAGAAGGUGUACCUGAGCUCAGAUAGUAUGUAUAGGGACGAGCAAACAACGGAGGAUAAUGCAAAAAUCUAUUCGACUGAAUUUCUCAACACAAUAAGAUGCUCGGGGCUUCCUUCUCAUGUAUUGAAGUCCAAGGUCGCUGCACCAGUUAUGCUAAUAAGAAACAUCGAUCAAGCAGAGAAUUGUGCAACGGGACCAGACUUCAAAUUAUUAUAA